AUGAGAAUCAUCUGUGGUAUGGUACUAGUGGUUUUCACCAUGGCUUUAGUGGUAUCCGUUAGCUACUCUAUGAGUCAUACCAUUUCCACUAAUCCAGCGAAUGACAAUGCAACGUCUCCUGACAAUUUAAGUAGUGCCUUGAUAUUAGGACUGGCACUUGAGUCUAUUUCGCACGUAGCCUUCAGCAGUACCGUUAGUGCCACAACUGAGCUCAAUUCUAUCUUAAUACCUAAAGAGGAUAUCAAUACGUCAAAAAAGCAUUGGAACCAACUGGAAUAUAUCCAAGGAUUACGAGCUGGCGAACAGGCGAUGAAGGAUCGUCAAUCCGCGGAUGCGAUCGCCGCGAAGUCGCCGUUGUUAUUUUCAUCUCCUGAAUCCAGACAUCGUCACGCGGUGAGCACAUGUUCCAACGUUAGUGCUCUUGCUUUAGCAGCGGUGGGCGAAAUCGCGGCGACGAAAAUGAUCGAGAAAAUGAGGUCCACUCAUGAUAAACCAUCGGCGAUCGAUACUAUCUUCGACAGCGGCUGGUUACCGAGAAAUGUGUGCAAACGAUAUUUCGCUCGCACUUGUAAAACUGGCAAAUACCGAACUAUUGACGGCAGCUGCAAUCGGCCAAGAAGCUGGGGCGCCAGUAUGAUGCCUUUUCGAAGAUGCUUGCCGUCCGAUUACGCCGACGGAAUCGAAUCGCCUCGAAAGGCACGGUCCGGAAACGAGUUGCCUUCCGCUAGAGAAGUUAGUUUGAAAGUACACAAACCUUCGGCCAGCAGUAAUCCGUCCUUCACCGUGAUGCUGGCAGUGUUUGGCCAGUUCUUGGACCAUGACAUCACUGCGACCGCGCUCAGUCAAGGUGUCAAUGGAAGUUUCUUAUCAUGCUGUUCGCCAUUAGGAAGACAGCAUCCUGAGUGUUUUCCCGUGCAAGUGGAAGCCGGCGAUACUGAGUACGAUCUGACUGGCAAAACCUGCAUGGAUUUUGUGAGAUCAGCACCGGCUCCACAAUGCAAACUUGGUCCUAGAGAACAGCUCAAUCAGAAAAGUGGUCACUCUCAACGUCAAACAAUCAAAUCCACAUGGUUGGUAGGUCAUGUGCAAACGACAAGACGUUAA
This is a messenger RNA of Cyphomyrmex costatus, 1104 nucleotides long. RefSeq names its product thyroid peroxidase-like. Gene Ontology annotation, biological process: response to oxidative stress. The transcript has 5 exons. NCBI's taxonomy places the organism in Eukaryota, Metazoa, Arthropoda, Insecta, Hymenoptera, Formicidae. Gene Ontology annotation, molecular function: peroxidase activity; heme binding. Bases 1 to 1104 code for a protein of 367 amino acids. The record is from RefSeq and is a predicted model, not a curated record.